This is a messenger RNA of Aphanomyces invadans, 1629 nucleotides long. RefSeq lists its product as hypothetical. The coding region runs from base 25 to 1230 and encodes 401 amino acids. The transcript has 2 exons. The record is from RefSeq and is a predicted model, not a curated record. Gene Ontology annotation, molecular function: chromatin binding. NCBI's taxonomy places the organism in Eukaryota, Oomycota, Saprolegniomycetes, Saprolegniales, Verrucalvaceae.
GCAAGUCGCCUAUCCAGAGGGUGCAUGCCGAGGCAGGUCACGGUUGAGCCGCCGGCGCCACGGCCGCCGCCCCCACCAGGCACAGUGCCAUACGCUGUGGGGGAUUACGUCGAAGUGGCAGGUCGACUCGGGAACGAGAUCUGUCUGUAUAUCGUCCAGAUCCUGUCGCUGUGGACGUCGCCGUACGUGGGGUUCACGGGGCUGUACUACUACACCCCGCGGGACUUGGGCGACAAGAUCAUGGCGCAGUUUCCAUCAAAGGCAUCGACCCCCCACAAUAUUACGGCCCCCGAGUCGUCAUCCUCGGGCGCCAAUUCGUCGACAGACGCUGCAGCGACCACAGCGACCGAAGUGCACAAGUGCGAGGACCAAGAGAUCUUCCAGUCGACGUAUUCGGGGGACAACCACGUGGCCGCGAUCGUUCGCAAGUGCAAUGUUGUGUCUUCAUCGGCGUUCCACCACCAGCUCGUCCACAGCCCUGACGUCGGCAGCACAUAUCUCUGCCGGUACGCAUUCCACGCGUGGAAGUUCCCAUCGCCCUUUACCAAGCUCAUCACGGACGAAGAUCGUGUCAGAGUUCGACUCGGGGACGACUGCCAAGUUGACGUUCCUCCAUUUCAAGAGCCGACCAAGUCCCCGAUCGACGCCAAGACAGAUCGAAAGACCGAGGUGGUCGAAUGCCUCGAUUUUCCGCCAGACGAAGCCGUCGAUGCCACAGAAGCGACCCCACACCACCACGGCCUACGGAGAUGGGAGCCACGCCUCGCGGACGCAGCUCCGUUGACGGCGUUCCUCACCCUGGUCGAAUGCAUUCAAAUCGGUGUGGGCAAUGUCGUAUAUGCUUGGCAUGACAAGGCCAAGGAACAGAUCCUGUCUGUCCUGGAAGAGUACACGGGCGACCACAGCUUUCGCGUCGUGUACUUGGACGGUUCGGGUUCCCUUGACGUGGACGUCCAGUUUGUCCGCGGCCUCGUUAGCACCGACGAAGCGCUCAUGCUGCUGCACGACGCUGGAUACAACUACCGCAUCGCCACCGAGCAGGUCACUCAACUCGUGAGCGCGAGGUCCGCGGCGGCCGUCAAAUUUGUCCGCGACGCGCACGCCGACGACGGCGACUUGUCCGAUGCAAGCACGGCAUCCCACAACUCGUCGUCCCCGCGGUCGAUCAAACGCCAAUGCAAACAAAGUUCGAAACCACCUGGGAAACCCACGGGUGGUGCAUUAGACUAACGAGCACGACCUCUGUGUAUAUUCCUGUCGUGGUCACAACGAGCACAGUGGAGCCAAAUCCACGAGCGCCUGGUCGUUCCACAGAGCGUCGUCGUCGUCGUCACGGACAGUCGCAGCGUAGCGACUCGCAGUCUCGCGACCGAGCGCGCCGUACGCCCACAAGAGACGUUUGAGGGGCGUGUACAUGUUGAGGCUCGCGUAGUACUCGAGCGCCGAGACCUGGCUCGUCGAAAGUUUGGCCUGAACGAACGAUGGGUUGGCCACGAGUGCCCGGAGCUCGUCCUCCGUCCACGCAUCCAGUUUGUUGACAAAAUUCACUUGGGCAAAUGGCGACAGCGAGGCAAAAUCGAACGACGUCAGCGCCUACGUCGAUGAGGGUUUUCUUGGACAUGGCUGGGC